AUGGCAGCAGAUGCAACCACGGUUCCCGAGUUCGAGGAUGCUAUGAAGGAGAUCAAAGAGUUAGAUGAAAGAUGUGUAGAUUGGUUGGCCGACAAGCCACCUUCACAAUGGUCGAGGUCACAUUUUGCGACAUUUUCAAAGUGUGAUAUGAUUUUGAACAACUUGUGUGAAUCUUUCAAUAGAAUUAUAUUGGAUGCAAGAGAUAUGCCAAUUUUGCCUAUGUUGGAAUGGAUUAGGAGAUAUCUGUUGUCACGGCUUGCAAAACGGAGAGAAAUGGCACUUCGAAAAUGGGAAAAUAUGCAAUUUUGCCCCAAAAUAGUGAAAAUCAUGGAAAAAAAUAUUCGAGAAGCUUCAUCAUGUGUUCCAGUUAAGGCCGAUGAUUGGACCUAUGAGGUGGGUUGUUCCGAUGGCAGCAGGUUUGUAGUGGAUAUUUUGAAGAAAUCGUGUGGGUGUAGAAAAUGGGAUUUAUAUGGGAUUCCUUGUCGUCAUGGAAUGAGUGCCAUCUGCGGUCAACAGCUAGAUCUAGCGGACUUUGUCGAUGAAGUAUACAGUGUUGAGAACUUCAAAAGGGUUUAUUCAUAUUCUAUUGGCCCUAUGAAUGGAGCACAACUGUGGCCGAAAACUGGUUUGCCUCCACCAUUUCCACCUAUCGUAAAACGCUCUGCUGGCCGGCCUAAAACAACAAGAAGGCGUGAUCCUUAUGAGAUUAUGGAGAAGGGAUACACAAGAAGACAAAAAGGAGAUAACAAUAGUUUGCCAAAACAAAGAAGACGAGUAACUUGUAAGUUUUGUGGUCUUAUCGGUCACACACUUAGGGGUUAUCAACAGAGAAAAGCUCAGUUGUAUGAAUCAAAUUCCACUGCGAGAAUUACGCAAGCAAGUGAACACGAGGAGCCGCAAAGGGUACAAGCUCCCACAACAAAAUUAACGGUAUGA
Messenger RNA from Andrographis paniculata, 936 nucleotides. RefSeq lists its product as uncharacterized. Gene Ontology annotation, molecular function: zinc ion binding. NCBI's taxonomy places the organism in Eukaryota, Viridiplantae, Streptophyta, Magnoliopsida, Lamiales, Acanthaceae. The transcript has a single exon. The record is from RefSeq and is a predicted model, not a curated record. Bases 1 to 936 code for a protein of 311 amino acids.